UGUCAGUCGUGAAUGGGCGGAGGAAGGAUUAGAAUCCUAUAAAAAGAGAAAGCAUCCGAGAUCAUAAAACACCCGACUGCGGGAAUUAAGGGGUUCACUCUCAGCCGGACAGACAAACCUCUGGUCAAGUUUCUCUCUGACAUUGAGAGCAUCCGCAUUUUUUUUUUUUUUUAGCAAAUUCUCUUCUCCGUUGUUUCGCUUCCACGCUGGGCUCUGUGUGUUUUUUCUUCUUCUUCUUCUUCUUCUUCUUCUGUGUCGAUGGUACAUCCGAAUUUCUUGUUGAAGGAUGCUCGUCUUAACUUGGGAUAGGUGCUGCGCUUUGAUGGUUCUCGUCGCCACACUGAGGACGGGAACGACCCUGCUGUCGGAGGCGCACCCGAAGGCAAAUUUAAUCAAGCCAGCCCUGUCGGGAGGGACACCGACACCGGCCACCAACCUCUCCGACGCCGUCCACCUAGGGAUCACCAAGAAACAUUACACGCUUGCGCAGCAGGUGUACCCAUGCAGCAAUGACAAGGAGUGCAGCGUGGGAAGCUACUGCCACAGCCCUCAACAGGCUCCCUCACGUUGCCUCAGUUGCCGCAGGAGGAAGAAGCGCUGCCAUCGAGAUGCCAUGUGCUGUCCCGGGAACCGAUGCAGUAACUACAUGUGUGUCCCCAUCUCUGAGAGUGUGCUCUCACCUCACAUCCCAGCUUUAGACGAGCACAACAAGCUCUCCAACAAAGACCACGGCUGGAGGAAGAGCGGGAAGGGACAUGCUAAGCAUUCUCUCAAAGGGCACGAGGGCGACCCUUGCCUCCGCUCAUCCGAUUGCUCCGAGGGCUACUGCUGCGCCCGCCACUUCUGGACCAAAAUCUGCAAGCCGGUGCUGAGACAGGGCGAGGUGUGCACCAAGCAGAGGAAGAAAGGCUCGCACGGCCUGGAAAUCUUCCAGCGCUGCGACUGUGCCAAGGGCCUCUCCUGCAAGGUGUGGAAAGACGCCACCUCCUCGUCCAAGUCCAGGCUCCACAUGUGCCAGAAGAUCUGAAGCAGCCGGGUGGGGGGGAGCCGCUCUCGGCGUAGGGGGCCUCUGUCUCCAUCUGACGCGGAGGUUUUAAGGGACGGGUUGUGGCUCCGUUGGAAGGGGAGUAAAAGACAGAGACUGACGAGAGAAAGAACAGACUGUGUGAGUUCAAGCUCGCUAUUCGGAGUGCGAGUGGGAUGGUUUGUAAUGCGUUUGCUGUGAGGGGUCAAUCCCUGCACCCACACACAAACAUGCUCCCUCACGCACACACAUGCACGCACGCGUCAUAGGUUUGUUAACGAGCUCACAGAUCUUUUUAGCCACUCUUGUGACAUUCAGGGAGCCACUUGUUAGCCAGUAUAUGCUGUGAUAGGUGUAACAGACGUAGCACUCUUUUAUCAUAAACUCAACUUAUACUAUUUAUAGACGAGCCAUAUUUUUACUGCAUGGCACAUUCUUUACAUAACCCCAAAGUCAAAGAUCCGAGGUGGGUUUUUCAUUACUUGAUCUGAUCUGCCGUAUUCUUAGAUUUCAAUAUCUCCAUCUGCUUAAAUUGUUGGUUUUAAGUAUUGACAAAUUCAGCAAUGCAAGACAUUUGCAAGCUGUAACAACGGCCAAUCGUACGAGGAACGUAUUCCAUCCAACGUUCACUCCGGAGCUCGACUUGUGUAACGGCAUCCUGAGACUUCAGUGCACGCACAAUACUCUUAAAACCAAAGAACGAAAGAAUAUUCCCAUCAGAGUGAUGAGUUUCAUCUGGGACAUUAGCUCGCCGGCAUUUUUCUCCCACGAGAAGAGAGAUAAAGUAUUAUGUCCGCUGUGGAAACCUUGUUUGAUCUGAUCUGAUACAGCUGCAAUCUAUUGUGAAACAGCCGGGUGGGUUGAGGCAGUUUGCACUGAGGUGGUGCUCCGCUUCAGACUCUGCGGUUGCGAUACCAGAGCCGAGAAUGGUUCUGCUUUUCCCAAUCACAUGAACAGGACUCAAGGAUACCGCGGAGGGGUAAUUUCCCUUUGUUUACAAAGCCAGUAGGAAUGGAGACGUGAGAAAAACAUGCUUCAUGAACUGAACGUUUUCAAAGAGAAUUUCAGUUUGAAUCAACUUCAUGUUGAUAACAAUCAGCCCUGUUUAUUUUUUUUUGUUUUUCAAAUGCGACUGCAUACUUUCUAGUGACGAAACACUUGGCAGUUUUGUGAUACUGGAGGUGAACCAAUGCUUAUCUCCCUCGGUACAACUUAAACAUCCCCUUGUUGCGUACAUAUCCAAUAUGAUAUCACAUUUGCCUCUUUUUGCUUUACGGUCUUAGAGCAUUAACUACACAUAAUUUGUAACCAUUUAAAAUAUCAAUAAGCUCUAAUAUUGUAAAUAGAUUGGAAACAAUGAAAUGUAUUUAAGACUCAAUGUAUAUCGUGUACAUAUGAUAAAGAUAUGGUUCUUAACAUAUCUUAACAGCAAAAUGAUCUAGGUGAGAACAGAAAUGACGGAUUAAAGGGAAGAGCACAAUUGGAUGGAUUCAGAAUAUUGUUGUAAUGAUAAAAUCUCUGUGUAUUGCCAGAGGGGACAAAAUAGAUACAGACUGGAUGCAUCCAACGGAUAUUUGGAAGAAAAGAGACAAGCACAUGAAUUGGUUGUGUACAUGCUGUCCAGAUUUAUAUCUCACUAAAUAUUGUCUGUGUUUUGAUUUGUUUCGCGUAUUUACAAUGAUGAAUGAAUAAAAGAAUGUAUUUUGUAUCAUUUGUUAA
This is a messenger RNA of Gasterosteus aculeatus aculeatus (three-spined stickleback), 2743 nucleotides long. RefSeq names its product dickkopf WNT signaling pathway inhibitor 2 (gene dkk2). Gene Ontology annotation, biological process: negative regulation of canonical Wnt signaling pathway; multicellular organism development. Gene Ontology annotation, cellular component: extracellular region. Gene Ontology annotation, molecular function: receptor antagonist activity; co-receptor binding. The record is from RefSeq and is a predicted model, not a curated record. Lineage: Eukaryota; Metazoa; Chordata; Actinopteri; Perciformes; Gasterosteidae.